AUGAUCCAGGACCCAUGGCGCGACGCUUCGCACACGAUGAGCUCGGCAGAGCUCAAGACGUUGUGGCACGCACUGAAUCGCGAACCGCUCAUGAUAGCUUACUUUAUUGACAUGAGAAUGCCCGAGCAUCUUCAUCGGAUCGAUGCCAAUAUAUAUGCUUUUCUCGACUCGGUGCCAGCGGCACAACAGGCACUGGUUUUUGUCGAUCCGUCGCAACAUUGUGAGGCGCCUGGCUGGCCACUGCGAAACAUCUUGACCAUGUUGCAUGUCCGCUAUGGAAUCCACGAAUGCCGUGUUCUGUGCUGGAAAGAACCUAUGGGUGAUGUGCCGCAUGACCAUGCGCGAAGUAUGAUGGCUUGUUUGUCCUAUCAGCAUGACACUUCUGAUGCAUGUGUUGACUGCAUCAUCCAACGAGCCAAUGCGCCAUCAAAACCUGACGCCGUUGGUUGGGAGCGCGAUGUUCGUGGACGCUUGGUGCCGAAGCUCGUGGCAUUGGGAGAAAUGUUGGAUCCACAGUUCCUUGCGGACCAAGCUGUGGACCUAAAUUUGAGGCUCAUGCGCUGGCGCAUGGUGCCCGACUUAGCGCUCGACACAAUCCAGAGUGCCGAGGCGUUGCUGAUUGGUGCAGGCACACUUGGAUGCUACGUUGCGCGGACACUACUUGGCUGGGGCGUUCGAAACAUCACACUUGUGGAUAAUGGGCGCGUAUCGUUCUCGAAUCCUGUUCGUCAGCCGCUGUACGAGUUCCACGACUGCCUCGAUGGUGGACGACCAAAGGCCGUUGCCGCUGCCGAUGCGCUGCGUCGGAUCUCACCUGGCGUCCAUGCACAGGGCGUUGAGCUGGCGAUUCCGAUGCCUGGGCACGCGGUGCCAUCAUCGCUCUUGAGGCAAACCAGGGAAGCAGUUGAAUCACUCGAAGCUUUGAUCCGUCGGCACGACGUUGUGUUUGUGUUGACAGACUCGCGAGAAUCUCGCUGGCUUCCGACUCUACUUGGUGCUGCGCACAACAAGGUACGUUCUUGGCGCGAUUUGCCAUGCCUGCAAGAUCAUUACACUCACACAUUUGCCGUCUCUCUCUCUUUCACUCUCUUUCCCGUACAGCUGGUAAUUAAUGCGGCCCUUGGAUAUGACACCUACGUCGUGAUGCGACACGGCACAUCUUCAGAGCGUGUGGGGUGCUAUUUUUGCUCAGAUGUCGUGGCGCCAUCAGACUCACAAACGGACCGCACACUGGAUCAAAUGUGUACCGUAUCACGUCCGGGUCUUGCCGCCAUCGCUGGCGCCACAGCCGUUGAGCUAAUGGUGUCAAUCCUGCAGCACCCUCACACACAGAGUGCGUUGUCAGAGACGACCGACGACGACGAAAAAGACAGCGAGCGAUAUGCCGACACCACCAGCGAUGGGAAGUACAAGCCAGUCCAUGAUGAGUCAGUGGCACUACCACAUCAGAUCCGUGGAAAUUUAGGCUCUUUCACUUCGCAUACCAUGGAAAGCCAGGCAUUUGAGCAAUGCACCGCAUGCUCGCCGCCCAUUCUUUCCGCAUAUGAGCAUAAUGGGGCAGAUUUGGUAUGCGCCGCGUGCGAUGACCCGUCUUGCCUCGAACACAUUUCUGGUGUGCAGGCACUCAAAGCCGAUGUGGAUGCGAGGGCGGUCGAUAUUGCUUGGGAUAAUGAACACGACGAUGAUGAUUAG
Molecule: messenger RNA, 1692 nt
Organism: Malassezia globosa CBS 7966
Lineage: Eukaryota; Fungi; Basidiomycota; Malasseziomycetes; Malasseziales; Malasseziaceae
Exons: 1
Coding region: 1-1692 (563 amino acids)
Biological process (GO): C-terminal protein lipidation; autophagy of mitochondrion; protein modification by small protein conjugation
Cellular component (GO): cytoplasm; phagophore assembly site
Molecular function (GO): Atg8 activating enzyme activity; Atg12 activating enzyme activity
Source: RefSeq, a predicted model, not a curated record